GCGGGACUUCCCUUCGUUCACGGAUAGAAGUUUAGGUGAGAACGCAGAAGGGCUUCGUUACUGUAUCAACUAUUGGUAGGCCUAUCACCGGUUUAAGCCUCGGUACAGCAGCACAACUACUAGGAUACAAUGACGCCGCGAGGGACAUAGUAGCCCAUAUCGGCGAUGCUAACCUGAAAGGUCUUGUGCAACUCCACCCUGUGAACAUGUCUGAUGUCAACAAGACUAUCCAGAAAUGGCACGCGAGUUUCAGAAAGGGCACGGACUUUGAUUCGUGGGGACAAUUAGUAGAGGCGAUAGAUGAGUACCAAAUGUAAGUUGCAUCACCUGUCACAGUGGCUAGAAGAAUGACAAGAAUGCGAAAGGAUGGUUGCAUCUUACUAUCUAUUCAAGAGAAUGUGUACACUGCUCAUCUCGAAAUAUGUAGUAAAAUAUAUUAUUAUUGUUUUCAUUAAGUAUCACGAAAGGCAGCAAAUCUAAAAAAACAUCUGCAAUAGAAAGCCAUUGCAUGAUCUUUGAUGUGGUGUAACUGUAACUAUUUUCUAUAGGCGUUACAUUGUUACAAAGAGGGGCAGUCAAUUUGCAUCUGUUACAAUGUUGCUAUCAUAUUAGUUCAUAAAUCACAAUUAUAAUUACAUUUGAGUUGAUGCAUUCUGCAAGAGCAAUUUAUAUGACAGAGCAAGACACUCAAAUGGGUAUAUGGAAAUUAUCUGCCACGCCCUCCUAUUCUUACGGGUGGAGCUCUGAUCUGUGGAUGUUUCAUAGGCUGCUCCUGAUGAACAAAAACAAAUGAGGAUACGUUCAAGACAUUAUUAAAGAAGUUUAUCUUAAAAUAGAUUUCUAUACUGUAUUACACAGGCAUGACAAUCCAUGAUAAUUUUGAGGCUACUGUACCUCUUCUCUUGGCCCAGGAGGGGGAAUGAGAACAACACAUUUGAUUAUUGUAUUGCCACAACACCCAUCCUUAGAUGCCUUCAACGAUGACUAGUACUGUAGGUUACGCAAAUGUUUUAUUAACAUAUUGUUUCCAUAUUUUGGGAACUAUUAGUUUAAUCUGAUUAAGAAUGUGUUUAACUGAUGUUUCUAUUCAUUUCUAUUUAUUUAGACUUGCAAGGCAGCUGCAGAAAGAGGUCCAGUCAACAAACCCAUCUGACUUCACAGAGGACCAGAAGGUACGUACUUUACUCAGACUAAUUUCAACACCAGGUGAAUUAAUGACUACUUAUAUUCAACACCAGGUGAAUUAAUGACUACUUAUAUUCAACACCGGGUGAAUUAAUGACUACUAUUUCAACACCGGGUGAAUUAAUGGCUACUUAGGCUUAGGCUACCUCAACCUCACUUUCCUCUAUCUCACUGUCUUACAUAGCCAAUGCUGAUUUUCAUAUGCCUUAUUUUUAUAGCUGAAAGAUACAGUUUUUCAUCACAACAUAUUUAUUGACAGAAAAAGGUUUAUGACAUUCAGUGUUACCCUAAUGAUGUGGUGAAACCUAUUGCUAGCCUGUGUUGAUUUGUUUUUAUUUAAGAAAACAUUAGGGAAGUUUGCAACAUGCCUGGAGAUGAGAAGCGCUGCCUUGCAGGUUUGUACCUCUGAUUCCCCUGACAAUUAUUGUUUUAUAGUAAAAGACCACUAAAUUAAUGCUCUCUUCCUAACUCUUCAUCAGUGUUGAAGCGUCUAUAGGCGAGGUGGUGAAUACAGUUGUGGUCAAAAGUUUUGAGAAUGACACAAGUAUUGGUCUUCACAAAGUUUGCUGCUUCAGUGUUUUUAGAUAUUUUUGUCAGAUGUUACUAUGGGAUACUGAAGUAUAAUUACAAGCAUUCCAUAAGUGUCAAAGGCUUUUAUUGACAAUUACAUUAAGUUUAUGCAAAGAGUCAAUACUCUCCCGAGUGGCGCAGUGGUCUAAGGCACUGCAUCGCAGUGCUAGCUGUGUCACUAGAGAUCCUGGUUCGAAUCCAGGCUCUGUCGUAGCCGGCCGCGACCGGGAGACCCAUGGGGUGGCGCACAAUUGGCCCAGCGUUGUCCAGGGUAGGGGAGGGAAUGGCCGGCAGGGAUGUAGCUCAGUUGGUAGAGCAUGGCGUUUGCAACGCCAGGGUUGUGGGUUCGAUUCCCAUGGGGGGUAUAAAAAAUAAUGUAUGCACUAACUGUAAGUCGCUCUGGAUAAGAGCGUCUGCUAAAUGACUAAAAUGUAAAUGUAAUAUUUGCAGUGUUGACCCUUCUUUUUCAAGACCUCUGCAAUCUGCCCUGGCAUGCUGUCAAUUAACUUCUGGGCCACAUCCUGACUGAUGGCAGCCCAUUCUUGCAUAAUCAAUGCUUGGAGUUUGUCAGAAUUUGUGGGUUUUUGUUUGUCCACCCGCCUCUUGAGGAUUGACCACAAGUUCUCAAUGGGAUUAAGGUCUGGUGAGUUUCCUGGCCAUGGACCCAACAUUUCGAUGUUUUGGUCCCCGAGCCACUUAGUUAUCACUUUUGCCUUAUGGCAAGGUGCUCCAUCAUGCUGGAAAAGGCAUUGUUCGUCACCAAACUGUUCUUGGAUGGUUGGGAGAAGUUGCUCUCGGAGGAUGUGUUGGUACCAUUCUUUAUUCAUGGCUGUGUUCUUAGGCAAAAUUGUGAGUGAGCCCACUCCCUUGGCUGAGAAGCAACCCCACACAUGAAUGGUCUCAGGAUGCUUUACUGUUGACACAGGACUCACCUUGUCUUCUCCGGACAAGCUUUUUUCCGGAUGCCCCAAACAAUCGGAAUGGGGAUUCAUCAGAGAAAAUGACUUUACCCCAGUCCUCAGCAGUCCAAUCCCUGUACCUUUUGCAGAAUAUCAGUCUGUCCUUUAUGUUUUUCCUGGAGAGAAGUGGCUUCCUCGCUGCCCUUCUUGACACCAGGCCAUCCUCCAAAAGUCUUCGCCUCACUGUGUGUGCAGAUGCACUCACAACUGCCUGCUGUCAUUCCUGAGCAAGCUCUGCACAGGUGGUGCCCCGAUCCCGCAGCUGAAUCAACUUUAGGAGACGGUCCUGGCACUUGCUGGACUUUCUUGGGCGCCCUGAAGCCUUCUUCACAACAAUUGAACCUCUCUCCUUGAAGUUCUUGAUGAUCCGAUAAAUGGUUGAUUUAGGUGCAAUCUUACUAGCAGCAAUAUCCUUGUCUGUGAAGCCCAUUUUGUGCAAAGCAAUGAUGACAGCACAUGUUUCCUUGCAGGUAACCAUGGUUAACAGAGGAAGAACAAUGAUUUCAAGCACUAAAGCUUCCAGUUUGUUAUUCUAACUCAAUCAGCAUGACUGAGUGAUCUCCAGCCUUGUCCUUGUCAACACUCUCACCUGUGUUAACGAGACAAUCACUGACAUGAUGUCAGUUGGUCCUUUUGUGGCAGGGCUGAAAUUCAGUGGAAAUGUUUUUGGGGGAUUAAUUUCAUUUUCAUGGCAAAGAGGGACUUUGCAAUUAUUUGCAAUUCAUCUGAUCACUCUUCAUAACAUUCUGGAGUAUAUGCAAAUUGCCAUCAUAAAAACUGAGGCAGCAGACUUUGUGAAAAUUAAUAUUUGUGUCAUUGUGAAAACCUUUGACCACAACUGUACAUGCAAUACCAACCUGUGAUGUCAUCUUAUUAAAUGUGUGUGUGUGUGUGUGUGUGUGUGUGUGUGUGUGUGUGUGUGUGUGGACAUGUCCCAGCUCGCCAGCCAAUUAUCAUAUUGAUGAAAAUCCAGCGUCGGUGUUAUGACUAACAUACGAUUACAUGAUGUUAUGAUUUCUAAUUCUAAACCUGCUAUGAUAUGCAUUUAACUCUGAGUGAAUCACAGGCAGAUUUUGUCAGAGUUGUCAGAUGUUCCAAGGCUGUGCCAAUAGAAUAUUUCAGUAUUUUCCAUCUUCUUUUGCUCCUUUAGUGCACACAGUCGCAGGAGGAGUUCAAGUUGGAAGAUCUGAAGAAAUUGGAACUUAGUACGUAUACUAGGAGGAAUAUGAUAUCGUCAUCAUUUGAAUGCUUUAUUUAUCAUUAGUUGAAUGUUUUGGCAAUGAAAUGUGUUAAUUGUGCCUUUCUCUCAACAGUUAUCAAGAAUAUUCUGACAUAUAACAAAGAUUUUCCUUUUGAUGUGCAGCCAGUGCCCUUGAGGUAAGUUAAGAUCUAUGAACCAUCACAAUGCAGGCCACUUAUUGUCGUAUCCAAUGUAGAUACAGACAAAACCAGAAGCUUUUGGUUUAAGGACACAAUAAUCAGAACAGAUCAGAGCAAAUGAUGCAGUAAAGCAAAGGGUAUUACUAAAAAUGCAACAAUGGCUGCUCCAUCUGAAUGACAUAAUCUAAUCUCCUAACAACAUGCUGAGCCUGUAAAUAUUCAAAACAAGUAAUCUAACUAAUGAAAUCUUACAUUCAGGAGAAUCCUUGCCCCAGGAGAGGAGGAAAACUUGGAGGUGGAAGAAGAGGAGGAGGAUGCUACAGGAGCAGGCUCCCCAGAAUCCUCUCCCAACAGAGUGCCAGGUAAGUACUCACAAAGUACUUGCAAAGUACUCAACAAAUACUGUGUUGUAGUCGUAAUCUAUGGUGUAUAUAGAGCAUUCAUAACCAUUGGUCACUGUAUUCUGAAUCUGUUGACUAUGUCAUUUUGCCAUGGUUAUUUCUUCUGGCUUUGUGUCCCUGUUUUGAGUGCAUUUGUGAUUGCCGUCUCCUCUGUUCCCUGUCUCUGUUGGUGCUCUGCAUGGCUUCGUCGCUCUGUUCUCACUGCCUGCUCCAUUCACAGCUUUGCAAGGUAUGGUUUGGUUGAGCAAUAAGGGGCUGGCAUGGGUCUGAAUGGGUCUAUGUCUUAUUAUAGUUUUGUUGUAGCAUGAAUAUGAUUGCCUACUAAUGGACAGUUUGUUAUUAUCAAUAACCCUAUACUACUACUACUAGAUAACUUUAGUUGUUGAAUCUACUUUACAAUGUCUUUUUUUUUUUACAAGCGUUCACCAAAAUGGGUAUGUCAUCUUAGCCUUACCUGUUAGUCAGUCUACAACUUCUUCUGCUGCCUAUUAUUGUAUAAGUAAAAUAAUGCUGACAGUAAUGACUUGAAAAAGGAUCUGCAAGUAUAAACACUGGUUACGUCCCAAAUUACACCCUAUUCCCUAUAUAGUGCAAUACGGCCCCUAUGGUCCCUAGUCAAAAGUAGUGCACUAUAUAGGGAGUAGGGUUCCAUUUCGGACACCACCAUUAUAUUGAUUUCAGCUGCAUUAGUUCUUGGAAAGUGGGAAUGUUUUAUGCAAUUAUUGUAUUUCUUUAGAAAGUUACAGCUUUCAUGUCUCCAACAGGUACAUUGUUGCCACGGUUACCCUCAGAACCCGGGAUGUCGCUGCUCACGAUAAAGAUUGACAAGAUUGGGCUGAAAGAUGCAGGGCAAUGCAUUGAUCCCUACAUGACAGUUAGUGUGAAA
Molecule: messenger RNA, 5381 nt
Organism: Coregonus sp. 'balchen'
Lineage: Eukaryota; Metazoa; Chordata; Actinopteri; Salmoniformes; Salmonidae
Source: the annotation of a GenBank genome assembly